UACUGCUUAAGGGCGGGAGCAAAGUAGAAGAACACAGGUAUUACGAGUCUCAAGACCCCUCGUGGAUGCUGCUGCACCAUAUGACUCCUUUGGAUGCAUGAAAGCCACCACGUGGCCACCUCUAUUCACUGAUGAGGGUUCCAUAUCCUAUCAGGUUUUUAGAGCGAGAAAAUUGUACUUUAAACGUACCUGUGCACGCAUGGAGCUGAUUGGAUCACACUUUUAGAUUCGGAUCCUCGCCGUCUGCGCCCUGUUUAUUCGAUCCGACCCGAUCCGAUCCGAUCCGACUCGGUGCUCGAACUCGACGAUUUCCAUCCACAAUUCUAAGAUCUGGUUUCCGCUGGUAGACCGGUUUAUGUUUAGAUGAUAUGCAAAAGUUACAUAAGGAGUGUGGUUGUUCAAGCUGGGCAUAUCGUCACGUCUACAAAGGCAAGGGUGCAUUUCAACGAUACUGAUAGAUUUUGCAUGCUUGCCAAUUCGCGGAACCGAGCAUUUAGGGCGAGUUUAGCAAGGGUGCAUUUCAACAAUACUGAUAGAUUUUGCAUGCUUGCCAAUUCGCGGAAUCGAGCAUUUAGGGCGAGUUUAAGGAUGAUGGUUGAUACAGGUGCGACAGAUGACCAGGGAUCCGUUUUUGAUGUGCUGCCUGACAAAGAUGAGGAUGGUGAAUAUACCAGUGGAGGGUGUAGAAGCGAAGGAGGAAAACUGAGUUGCGGUUAUUCAAGUUUCAGGGGAAAAAGAGCAACUAUGGAGGAUUUUUAUGAUGUUAAAAUGUCCAAAAUUGAUGGGCAAACGGUCUGCCUGUUUGGAAUUUUCGAUGGUCACGGUGGUUCUCGUGCUGCUCAAUAUUUGAAGGAGCAUCUAUUUGACAAUCUCAUGAAGCAUCCACAAUUCAUGACAGACACAAAGUUAGCUAUUAGUGAAUCGUAUCAACAGACCGAUGCAGACUUUUUGGAUUCUGAAAGAGAUACAUACCGGGAUGAUGGUUCUACUGCUUCAACAGCAGUCUUGGUUGGUAACCAUCUAUAUGUUGCCAAUGUUGGAGAUUCACGUACAGUAAUAUCAAAGGCAGGAAAAGCUAUUGCUUUAUCUGAGGAUCAUAAACCAAAUCGAAGUGAUGAGAGGAAGAGAAUUGAAAAUGCUGGGGGUGUUGUAAUGUGGGCAGGCACUUGGAGGGUAGGAGGUGUGCUGGCUAUGUCUCGGGCUUUUGGGAACCGCAUGUUGAAGCAAUAUGUUGUUGCAGAACCUGAGAUCCAGGACCAAGUGGUGGAUGAAGAUUUUGAGUUUCUAGUGCUUGCUAGUGAUGGGGUAUGGGAUGUGCUAACGAAUGAGGUUGCUGUUGAAGUUGCCAAAACAGAAGAAGAACCCGAGGCAGCAGCUCGAAAGUUAACGGCGGUCGCCUUUUGCCGUGGCAGUGCCGACAACAUAACGUGCAUUGUGGUGAAGUUCCAGCAUGACAAAGCAGAGCCAGGCAGUGCUCACCAAGAUUGAAAAUUUACAUAUUGCAUGUGUGGUUUUGUCAACAUUUUUAAGAAAACUGAAUAUUAAAUUUGCGCAUGCAAAUGGAUGAAUGUGCUUACAGAAAUUAAAGCAAUUAUGUUUAUUCA
Molecule: messenger RNA, 1604 nt
Organism: Pyrus x bretschneideri (Chinese white pear)
Lineage: Eukaryota; Viridiplantae; Streptophyta; Magnoliopsida; Rosales; Rosaceae
Product: probable protein phosphatase 2C 76
Exons: 10
Coding region: 364-1488 (374 amino acids)
Biological process (GO): protein dephosphorylation
Cellular component (GO): cytosol; nucleus
Molecular function (GO): protein serine/threonine phosphatase activity; cation binding
Source: RefSeq, a predicted model, not a curated record